Messenger RNA from Emericellopsis atlantica, 1008 nucleotides. RefSeq lists its product as uncharacterized. Lineage: Eukaryota; Fungi; Ascomycota; Sordariomycetes; Hypocreales; Bionectriaceae. The record is from RefSeq and is a predicted model, not a curated record. The coding region runs from base 194 to 961 and encodes 255 amino acids. The transcript has a single exon.
UUAAAUCCGGAGACAAACGUGAAAAGAGGAAAUGGUGUAAAUAAAUCGUGUUGUGAGAGGCCUCAUCCAGGCGAACACAAAUCGCUCGCCUGCACAAAGCCAGCACCGUGGAUGAUAUUUAUAUCAGACUGAUCCCCUGACUCACUUCAAGGGCCCCUUCAUUCUCUAUCACUCAUCCACUCAUCCAUCCACCAUGUCUGCGAAGCGCAUCAUCCUCAUCACGGGCGCCAACUCGGGCAUCGGGUUCUGCGCAGCCAAGCUCCUCUCCUCCUCCGGAGAGAACCACGUUCUCCUCGGCUCACGCUCCGCCGAGAAAGGCCAGGUUGCCUUGGACGCCAUCAAGGCCGACCAGCCAUCAGCCUCCCUCAGCCUCCUCCAGCUGGAUGUCACGUCAGACGACUCGGUGGCCGCCGCCGUGAAGACUGUGGAGCGUGACUAUGGCAGACUCGAUGUGCUCAUCAACAACGCCGGCAUCGCUGAGAAAAACCGUCUCAGCGAAGAGCGCAAGAUCACCUCCCGGGAGGACUUCGACCACAUCCUCAACACCAACGUCACCAGCGUGUACGUCCUAACCUGUGCCAUGGAGGCUCUGCUCAAAAAGGGCCGGGACCCCUUGGUCCUGAACGUCACCUCCAUGCUGGGCUCGGUCGCCCAGCGCGCCGACCACGACUCGUCCGCGGCGACCGUCGCGUACCACGCCUACCGCGCCAGCAAGGCGGCCUUGAACAUGAUCGCCAUGCAACUCCGGUGGGACUUUCGCGACUGGGCACGCGUCUGUGUGCUCUGCCCCGGGUUCGUGGUGAGCAACCUCUCGGGCCCAGAGGAUAUCGAAUACAGGAAGCAGAAUGGCGCAGGAGACCCGAUGGACAGUGCGAGGGCUAUGGAGCGCAUCGUCCGAGGGGAAAGGGAUGCGGAGAUGGGCAGUCUCAUGGAGGCGCGCGGAAGCACCAGCCCGUGGUAGGUGGUGCCAUUGACGCCAGGUGGUAUCUAAAUCGAAUCUUCGUAUAA